Callorhinus ursinus (northern fur seal) is the source of this 1782-nucleotide messenger RNA. RefSeq names its product Ras suppressor protein 1 (gene RSU1). NCBI's taxonomy places the organism in Eukaryota, Metazoa, Chordata, Mammalia, Carnivora, Otariidae. Gene Ontology annotation, molecular function: protein binding. The record is from RefSeq and is a predicted model, not a curated record. Gene Ontology annotation, cellular component: cytoplasm.
GGCGUGGAGCUGAGCGCCGCAGGGUGUGCGCCUGCGCCGAGCUCCGGGACAGGGCGUGUUCCUCGUUCCGGUCUGCGUUUUGCACUGACCAAGUGCAUUUCUUGCCACUGAGGUGCGCCCUGCGGAAACCUGUGCUUCGCUCGCCCAGCCUGUUAGGCGCUGCCCUCCGCGAAUAUGUCCAAGUCUCUGAAAAAGUUGGUGGAGGAGAGCCGGGAGAAGAACCAGCCGGAAGUGGACAUGAGUGACCGGGGCAUCUCCAACAUGCUGGAUGUCAACGGCUUGUUCUCUUUAGCCCACAUCACGCAGCUGGUCCUCAGCCACAACAAGCUAACAACGGUCCCACCAAACAUAGCAGAACUGAAGAAUUUGGAAGUGCUCAACUUUUUUAAUAACCAGAUUGAGGAGCUGCCCACACAGAUCAGCAGCCUUCAAAAGCUCAAACACCUGAACUUGGGCAUGAAUAGACUAAACACUUUGCCUCGAGGAUUUGGCUCCCUCCCAGCUCUUGAGGUCCUUGAUUUGACUUACAACAACUUGAAUGAAAAUUCUCUUCCCGGAAACUUCUUCUACCUUACCACCCUGCGUGCACUCUAUCUAAGUGACAACGAUUUUGAAAUCCUGCCGCCAGAUAUUGGGAAGCUCACAAAGUUGCAGAUACUCAGCCUUAGGGAUAACGACCUGAUCUCGCUGCCUAAAGAAAUCGGGGAGCUCACUCAGCUUAAGGAACUCCACAUUCAGGGGAAUCGCCUGACCGUUCUGCCCCCAGAACUAGGAAACUUGGAUUUAACUGGUCAGAAGCAAGUGUUCAAAGCGGAGAACAAUCCCUGGGUUACCCCAAUCGCUGACCAAUUCCAGCUUGGCGUGUCCCAUGUUUUUGAAUAUAUCCGUUCUGAGACGUACAAAUAUUGUCAUCCAAAGUUAAGAAUCCGCAAGCUCUGUCCUUUCCUUUGGGACGAGAUUGCUAAGCUUGAACUCUUGGAAAUGGCGUGGGGAAACAGCAGUCGACAAACUACCUCUCUUGUGGAUGGGCUCUGCGUGUACCCUCUGAGAUAUGAGACGCAGGCGAAUGUCUACUGUGUUCUUGGCACAGUUUCUGGCACCAUUCUGAAGGAAUCACAAAAGGUUUGGAUCUCCAUCAUGUGAGAUGAGCUGUUUGGAGCCUCUACGGCAGACACAUGCAAGCAAACCCAGAACCACCGAAGAAAAAUAAUGACAAAUCGAAAAAGAUCAGCCGGAAACCCCUGACAGCCAAGAACAAAUAAAGGGUUGGCAUGGGCUGAACUUCUGGUUGCUUCCCUCAUUAUGACUUCUGUUCUCUGUUACUGUAUCCCACAAAUAAAUACAUGUGUAUGUGUUGUUGUUUUUUCUCUUUCUAGAGCUUAUCACUUUACCUUUUAAAUGUUUUUGGUAGGUGGUAGAUUUUUAUAAAUUCUUAAAACCAUUUCCAUUUGUUUGCUUAAAACUGCCAAAGGCAGGAAACAAAGCUCUAAUUCAACUGCAAAUUCUAUAGUAGGCACGGAGUUCAGUCCCUUGAAUAGAUGUUCACAAAGUUGCGUGUUAUCAAAAGAAUAAUUAAAACCAUGUGAUCGUUUAAAUGUCACAGCUAACACCGUUCACUCUUCUGUUUAUUCACAUAACUCAUUAUUUUGCUUUGUUAAAAGCUUGUUAAAAGCUGUAACCAUCGAGAUAUUAUGUUAAAUCACAAAUAAUUUUUAAUAAAAUCUUGAAUUUGUAUCACAUGUUGCUUCUUGAAUAAAGAAUGGUCUGAUCUUAGGGUAUGCA